Dinoponera quadriceps is the source of this 972-nucleotide messenger RNA. It is a transcript of the gene Alr, whose product is annotated as FAD-linked sulfhydryl oxidase ALR. The record is from RefSeq and is a predicted model, not a curated record. The transcript has 2 exons. Lineage: Eukaryota; Metazoa; Arthropoda; Insecta; Hymenoptera; Formicidae. Gene Ontology annotation, cellular component: mitochondrion. Bases 459 to 917 code for a protein of 152 amino acids. Gene Ontology annotation, molecular function: flavin-dependent sulfhydryl oxidase activity; flavin adenine dinucleotide binding.
CAUAGACACGCAACACAAACUGUAGAUUCGCACUACUGGCAGUGGGUACAGCGGAAUGCAAUUUAACGUAUCUGAAAAAUGUUAUUGCAAAAAUUUUCUAUUAUAGAACCUACAGUAUUCUUCAACGAUGGCAAUAAAAAGAUUUCUUUUUUUUUCUCGAGUAGUAUUUAAUGUGUGGCAGUUGAGGAGAUUUUUUUAUUCUCUGGCUUUGUUUUUAAAAUGGCCGAUAACCGCGGUCAAAAGUAGUGAUCGUUUGAAACAUCAUAAAGAUACGUUUAGGGUGACUACCAUGACGUUUAAUUGCAAUGUAUAGUUUUACCGGUAAUAGCGCGCAAUUGCUUUCCCCGAGUGUUGAGAUGCGAGGUUAAAAAAUUAUUAACAAUGUUGCAUGCGAGAGUCGUCUUAACCUAUAAGAGGUGACACUUGAGAAUCUCCACGCGAGUCAGGUGCUGAAGAAAAUGUCGCGCGAAAAGCCAUGUCGUACUUGUACGGAUUUUAGAACAUGGGCGAAACAACAAAAAGAAACCUAUGAAAAGGAGGUACGGGAUAGCCAAGCAUCGGUUAAUGGUACUCGGGAGAAUUGUCCUCUGGACAAGGAUGAAUUAGGUUCCAAGACUUGGGCCUUCUUGCAUACCAUGGCUGCGUACUAUCCCGAUCAACCCAGCAACGGACAGAUGAAUGACAUGAAAAACUUUUUCUAUACAUUUUCUAAAUUCUAUCCUUGCCACACAUGCGCCGAGGAUAUGCAGGAACAAUUGAAACAUUCGCCACCGGCGACCAGUUCGCAGGAAGAAUUGAGUCAAUGGCUCUGCCGUCUUCAUAAUGCAGUGAAUAAGAAGCUCAUGAAGCCAGAAUUUGAUUGCAAACUAGUGAAUCAAAGAUGGAGAGACGGCUGGCUCGACGGUUCUUGCGACUGAUGGCGUUAAUAGUUUAUGUAAAAUGGGACCUGAAUAGAAUGCACAUUAUCAUGUA